Messenger RNA from Chanos chanos (milkfish), 1902 nucleotides. It is a transcript of the gene prdm5, whose product is annotated as PR domain containing 5. Bases 1 to 1902 code for a protein of 633 amino acids. The transcript has 16 exons. The record is from RefSeq and is a predicted model, not a curated record. Gene Ontology annotation, biological process: regulation of transcription by RNA polymerase II. NCBI's taxonomy places the organism in Eukaryota, Metazoa, Chordata, Actinopteri, Gonorynchiformes, Chanidae. Gene Ontology annotation, molecular function: RNA polymerase II cis-regulatory region sequence-specific DNA binding; DNA-binding transcription factor activity, RNA polymerase II-specific; protein binding.
AUGUUGGGUAUGUAUGUGCCAGAUAGAUUUGCUCUGAAGUCGUCCAAGGUUCAAGACGGAAUCGGGCUCUACACUGCGAGGCGAGUGAAGAAGGGGGAGAAGUUUGGUCCGUUCGCCGGGGAGAAGCGAAUGCCCGGUGAUUUGGAUGAGAGCAUGGACCCGCGGUUGAUGUGGGAGGUUCGAGGGAACAAAGGCGAUGUGCUGUACAUCCUGGAUGCCAGCAACCCUCGCCAUGCCAACUGGCUCCGAUUCGUCCACCAGGCACCAUCACAGGAGCAGAAGAACCUGGCGGCCAUUCAGGAUGGAGAGAACAUUUUCUAUCUAGCUGUGGAUGACAUAGAAACAGAUACAGAGCUUCUGAUUGGUUACUUGGACAGUGACAUGGAGGAGGAGGAAGAAGAUGACGAAGAAGAUGAGGUCAUUAAAGAUGAAGAUGAGAACAUCAAAGAAGGCAAACAUCUCAGCACUGAGACAGACUUGGUGAUAAAGAAAGAGGACCAUCCAUGCCUGCUGUGUGAGAGCAGCUUCCCCAGCGAGGAGAUCCUGGCAGCCCAUCUCCAGAGCCUGCAUCAGAGACCCAGCACCGAGGGCAAAGAGUUCAAAUGUAAAAGCUGUGGAAAAGAAUUUCCUGUCAAACAGGCCCUACAACGCCAUGUUCUCCACUGCACUGAGAGUCUAGCUCCUGCUGGAGAUUCGUUGUCUCGAGUUCACGAGUGCACACUAUGUCACAGCACCUUCUGUUCUGAGUCCAGCUUUGAGCAACAUAAGGAGGCAUGUAAAGGCGACGCUAGAUUCAUCUGUAAAGCAGAGAGCUGUGGGAAGCGUUUCAAGAGCAAAGACGCCCUGAAGAAACACAAAGGAAAUGUUCACACAGGUAGUGCUCGGAGAAAGUUGGUGUGCACCAUCUGUAAUAAGAAGUGUUCCUCCUCCAUCAACCUUCAGGAGCAUCGAAAGGUCCAUGAGAUUUUUGACUGUCCUGCCUGUGACAAAAAAUUCAUCUCCACCAACCAGUUAAAAAGACAUAUGAUCACGCAUUCUGAGAAACGACCAUACACCUGUGAGAUCUGCAGUCGCAGUUUUAAGCGUUUGGACCAGGUUACAGCCCAUAAGAUCAUUCACAGUGAGGAUAAGCCAUAUAAGUGCAAGCUCUGCUGGAAAGAAUUCGCCCAUCGCAAUGUUUACAAGAACCACAAGAAGACCCACUCAGAGGAGAGGCCUUUUCAGUGUGAAGAGUGCAAGGCACUGUUUCGUACCCCCUUCUCCCUCCAGCGCCACCUCCUCAUCCACAACAGUGAAAGGACAUUCAAGUGUGACCAGUGUGAUGCGACGUUCAAAAGGAAGGACACGCUGAACGUUCACAUUCAGGUGGUACAUGACGGGCACAAAAAGUACAAGUGUGACCUUUGUGAGAAAGCCUUUGUCACCCCCUCUGUUCUCAAGAGUCACAAAAAGACUCAUACAGGGGAGAAGGAGAAGAUAUGUCCUUACUGUGGACAAAAGUUCGCCAGCAACGGGACACUGAGGGUCCACAUCCGAAGCCACACAGGCGAGCGUCCAUACCAGUGUCCCCACUGUGACAAAGCCUUUAGUAAAAAUGAUGGACUGAAGAUGCACAUCCGCACGCACACUCGGGAGAAGCCCUACAAGUGCAGUGAAUGUAACAAAGCUUUCAGCCAGAAACGUGGGUUGGAUGAGCAUAUGCGAACCCACACUGGAGAAAAACCCUUUCAGUGCGAUGUGUGUGAUCUGUCCUUCAGCCUGAAGAAGAUGCUUAUCAGACAUAAGCUCACUCACAACCCAAACCGACCCAUGGCUGAGUGCCAGCUUUGUCACAAAAAAUUCACACGCAAUGACUACCUCAAAGUUCACAUGGAGAAUGUCCACGGAGAGACAGAAGGCUAG